UCGUUAGUUAAUGUUAACAUUUCGGGAAGCGAACUCGUUUGAGAAGUUUGAAUAUUGCAGUUUAUCGACAAUAUCCACUUUGUGUAGAUUGAAGGAUUAAGAAUAAAUAUAAUUAUUUCUUUAAAACGUGCGAUAUAAUCAGGCUUACAUUAAAAACAGUUUUGUGAAAUACACCUGAAGUCAGAUAGAUAUCAAAAUGCAAAUUUUCGUCAAAACACUUACGGGUAAAACCAUCACCUUAGAAGUUGAAGCUUCAGACACCAUUGAGAAUGUGAAAGCAAAGAUCCAGGACAAAGAGGGAAUCCCACCAGACCAGCAACGUUUGAUCUUUGCUGGCAAGCAACUGGAAGAUGGUCGCACUCUGUCGGACUACAACAUCCAAAAGGAGUCCACACUUCACCUUGUACUCCGUCUGCGUGGUGGCAUGCAGAUCUUUGUGAAGACCCUAACAGGGAAGACCAUCACUUUGGAGGUUGAAGCUUCAGAUACCAUUGAGAAUGUGAAAGCAAAGAUCCAGGACAAAGAGGGAAUCCCACCAGACCAGCAGCGCCUUAUCUUUGCUGGCAAGCAACUGGAAGAUGGUCGCACACUGUCAGACUACAACAUCCAGAAGGAGUCCACACUUCACCUUGUACUCCGUCUGCGUGGUGGCAUGCAGAUCUUUGUGAAGACCCUAACAGGGAAGACCAUCACUUUGGAGGUUGAAGCUUCAGACACCAUUGAGAAUGUGAAAGCAAAGAUCCAGGACAAAGAGGGAAUCCCACCAGACCAGCAGCGCCUUAUCUUUGCUGGCAAGCAACUGGAAGAUGGUCGCACUCUGUCAGACUACAACAUCCAAAAGGAGUCCACACUUCACCUUGUACUCCGUCUGCGUGGUGGCAUGCAGAUCUUUGUGAAGACCCUAACAGGAAAGACCAUCACUUUGGAAGUUGAAGCUUCAGACACCAUUGAAAAUGUGAAAGCAAAGAUCCAGGACAAAGAGGGAAUUCCACCAGACCAGCAACGUUUGAUCUUUGCUGGCAAGCAACUGGAAGAUGGUCGCACUCUGUCAGACUACAACAUCCAAAAGGAGUCCACACUUCACCUUGUACUCCGUCUGCGUGGUGGCAUGCAAAUCUUUGUGAAGACCCUAACUGGAAAGACCAUCACUUUGGAAGUUGAAGCUUCAGACACCAUUGAAAAUGUGAAAGCAAAGAUCCAGGACAAAGAGGGAAUCCCUCCAGACCAGCAGCGCUUAAUCUUUGCUGGCAAGCAACUGGAAGAUGGUCGCACUCUGUCAGACUACAACAUCCAAAAGGAGUCCACACUUCACCUUGUACUCCGUCUGCGUGGUGGCAUGCAGAUCUUUGUGAAGACCCUAACAGGGAAGACCAUCACUUUGGAGGUUGAAGCUUCAGACACCAUUGAGAAUGUGAAAGCAAAGAUCCAGGACAAAGAGGGAAUCCCACCAGACCAGCAGCGCCUUAUCUUUGCUGGCAAGCAACUGGAAGAUGGUCGCACUCUGUCAGACUACAACAUCCAAAAGGAGUCCACACUUCACCUUGUACUCCGUCUGCGUGGUGGCAUGCAAAUCUUUGUGAAGACCCUAACAGGAAAGACCAUCACUUUGGAAGUUGAAGCUUCAGACACCAUUGAAAAUGUGAAAGCAAAGAUCCAGGACAAAGAGGGAAUCCCUCCAGACCAGCAGCGCUUAAUCUUUGCUGGCAAGCAACUGGAAGAUGGUCGCACUCUGUCAGACUACAACAUCCAAAAGGAGUCCACACUUCACCUUGUACUCCGUCUGCGUGGUGGCAUGCAGAUCUUUGUGAAGACCCUAACAGGAAAGACCAUCACUUUGGAAGUUGAAGCUUCAGACACCAUUGAAAAUGUGAAAGCAAAGAUCCAGGACAAAGAGGGAAUUCCACCAGACCAGCAACGUUUGAUCUUUGCUGGCAAGCAACUGGAAGAUGGUCGCACUCUGUCAGACUACAACAUCCAAAAGGAGUCCACACUUCACCUUGUACUCCGUCUGCGUGGUGGCAUGCAGAUCUUUGUGAAGACCCUAACAGGAAAGACCAUCACUUUGGAAGUUGAAGCUUCAGACACCAUUGAAAAUGUGAAAGCAAAGAUCCAGGACAAAGAGGGAAUUCCACCAGACCAGCAACGUUUGAUCUUUGCUGGCAAGCAACUGGAAGAUGGUCGCACUCUGUCAGACUACAACAUCCAAAAGGAGUCCACACUUCACCUUGUACUCCGUCUGCGUGGUGGCAUGCAGAUCUUUGUGAAGACCCUAACAGGAAAGACCAUCACUUUGGAAGUUGAAGCUUCAGACACCAUUGAAAAUGUGAAAGCAAAGAUCCAGGACAAAGAGGGAAUCCCACCAGACCAGCAACGUUUGAUCUUUGCUGGCAAGCAACUGGAAGAUGGUCGCACUCUGUCAGACUACAACAUCCAAAAGGAGUCCACACUUCACCUCGUACUCCGUCUGCGUGGUGGCAUGCAGAUCUUUGUGAAGACCCUAACAGGAAAGACCAUCACUUUGGAAGUUGAAGCUUCAGACACCAUUGAAAAUGUGAAAGCAAAGAUCCAGGACAAAGAGGGAAUUCCACCAGACCAGCAACGUUUGAUCUUUGCUGGCAAACAACUGGAAGAUGGUCGCACUCUGUCAGACUACAACAUCCAAAAGGAGUCCACACUUCACCUUGUACUCCGUCUGCGUGGUGGCAUGCAGAUCUUUGUGAAGACCCUAACUGGAAAGACCAUCACUUUGGAAGUUGAAGCUUCAGACACCAUUGAGAAUGUGAAAGCAAAGAUCCAGGACAAAGAGGGAAUCCCACCAGACCAGCAGCGCCUUAUCUUUGCUGGCAAGCAACUGGAAGAUGGUCGCACUCUGUCAGACUACAACAUCCAGAAGGAGUCCACACUUCACCUUGUACUCCGUCUGCGUGGUGGCAUGCAGAUCUUUGUGAAGACCCUAACAGGAAAGACCAUCACUUUGGAAGUUGAAGCUUCAGACACCAUUGAAAAUGUGAAAGCAAAGAUCCAGGACAAAGAGGGAAUUCCACCAGACCAGCAACGUUUGAUCUUUGCUGGCAAACAACUGGAAGAUGGUCGCACUCUGUCAGACUACAACAUCCAAAAGGAGUCCACACUUCACCUUGUACUCCGUCUGCGUGGUGGCAUGCAGAUCUUUGUGAAGACCCUAACUGGAAAGACCAUCACUUUGGAAGUUGAAGCUUCAGACACCAUUGAGAAUGUGAAAGCAAAGAUCCAGGACAAAGAGGGAAUCCCACCAGACCAGCAGCGCCUUAUCUUUGCUGGCAAGCAACUGGAAGAUGGUCGCACUCUGUCAGACUACAACAUCCAGAAGGAGUCCACACUUCACCUUGUACUCCGUCUGCGUGGUGGCAUGCAGAUCUUUGUGAAGACCCUAACUGGAAAGACCAUCACUUUGGAAGUUGAAGCUUCAGACACCAUUGAGAAUGUGAAAGCAAAGAUCCAGGACAAAGAGGGAAUCCCACCAGACCAGCAGCGAUUAAUCUUUGCUGGCAAGCAACUGGAAGAUGGUCGCACUCUGUCAGACUACAACAUCCAAAAGGAAUCAACCUUGCAUUUGGUUCUGCGUCUCAGAGGUGGUAAUUAAAUAGUGAAAUGUUAACAUUAAUUACUGUAAAUUCAAGUUUCAGUUCAGUUUUUUUUUGGCUUCAAUGUACUUGACAUAUUCAAAACAUUUAAGUAAGCAUUCCAAUCGAAAUUCAAUAAAGUUGUACCUGUCUUAA
Pararge aegeria (speckled wood butterfly) is the source of this 3758-nucleotide messenger RNA. Its product is annotated as polyubiquitin-A. The coding region runs from base 197 to 3622 and encodes 1141 amino acids. Gene Ontology annotation, biological process: protein ubiquitination; modification-dependent protein catabolic process. NCBI's taxonomy places the organism in Eukaryota, Metazoa, Arthropoda, Insecta, Lepidoptera, Nymphalidae. Gene Ontology annotation, molecular function: protein tag activity; ubiquitin protein ligase binding. The transcript has 2 exons. The record is from RefSeq and is a predicted model, not a curated record. Gene Ontology annotation, cellular component: nucleus; cytoplasm.